This is a messenger RNA of Aaosphaeria arxii CBS 175.79, 528 nucleotides long. RefSeq lists its product as uncharacterized. Lineage: Eukaryota; Fungi; Ascomycota; Dothideomycetes; Pleosporales. Bases 1 to 528 code for a protein of 175 amino acids. The record is from RefSeq and is a predicted model, not a curated record. The transcript has a single exon.
AUGCGACUUCUCCUACUCACAUUCCUGAUUGCGUAUGCUUCGACGGUUUCUGCUGCCAUAACGUGGACACUUCAGAAAGCCUCGAACCCCACAGCCGAUCAGAACGAUGCGUAUCAGAAGAUAGAAGCAGCCAUGAAGCUUGCAAUCGCUAGAUAUUCGAGAUUCUCCGAUGCCAACAAAGUUAUACGCGUAUACUAUGCACCCGGCGUUCCGACAGCUGAAGCAAACUACAAUGGGGAUCUACGCUUUGGCUCAAAUCGAUCUUACAUGACUGAGCGAACAGCUAUGCAUGAAAUCUCGCAUACGCUCGGUGUUGGACAGACUGCUGCAUUUGAUCGGAAAUGUGCAGCAGGUGACUGGGCAACUGCGCUUCCACUGCUCCGUUCGUUCGAUGGACCUAGCGCAAAAAUCAACUGUGGUGGUGGGCACUUCUGGCCCUAUGGUUUGAAUUACGACAAUGAGUGGAGUGAGACGAACGCAGAUCGUCAUGUGAAAAUGGUGGAGGCAAUGCUAACUGAUGGAAUGUAA